Messenger RNA from Pestalotiopsis fici W106-1, 324 nucleotides. RefSeq lists its product as uncharacterized. Lineage: Eukaryota; Fungi; Ascomycota; Sordariomycetes; Amphisphaeriales; Sporocadaceae. The coding region runs from base 1 to 324 and encodes 107 amino acids. The record is from RefSeq and is a predicted model, not a curated record. The transcript has 2 exons.
AUGAAUGGCUCCUUUGUCUUUACGUAUGUCACGGAAGAUAAUGGAUUCGUCCAUAUAUGGGAUCUCAAGGGCUGCUACAAGCAACUCGAGGACUUUCUGCGGAAGAAUACCGGUAAACUUGCUGUAGAGGCCAUUGCACUGGAUCCAACCAGUCGAACUGACUAUGUCGUGGUCACAAUGGUUGAGGACUGGGAUGGUGUUAACACAUAUGAUUUGAAGAGGAAAAUUUCAUUCCCGUCGGUGGACAAGAAGUUGUCAUCGUGGUGGAAAGCAUGUGCGGAGUCUGACGAUACGAGCAAUGUAUACCUGCCAGUAACUUCCUAA